AGUCACAAUUGUGACAAAAUCAGAAAGCAAGAUGGAGGCACCAAAGAAACAAGAACAGAAGAAGGUGACGAUUGUGACUGAGGAUAAAAACAGUGAUUCUGACUCCAGCAUGCCUAAAUGGAAACGGGAAGCACGUGAGAGGAUGCAGAAAAGAAAGAUGUCUGGCGGCAACAUCGUUCCAAUGAGGUCACCCAAAGAUACGAUAGAGACAAGUAAUAACAACACUCCACUAUGGAAGAAAGAGCUGGUGGAAAAGAGGAAGCUAUUUCCUAAGAUGCCCUCGCUUGACAACGAAGAGAAAGGAUCUGUUGAGUCACAGAAGUCAGAAAAAGUGCUUAAGAGACAUACCAUUGCAGCAGAGGUUCCAACGAUCAGCGUACCUGCAGGUCAUAAAAUGGGCACUCCAACAUGGAAACAAGAACUAGAGAAGAAGAAUGCUCGUCUGGCCAAACAUCUAGCGGUGAAGGAUGCAGGUCCUGAGAUCAAGCCUCCUAUUGAUGGUGUUAAACAGCAGCCUGUUCCUGAGCUCUCUUAAUGAACGAGACAAAGAUUAGAGUGAAGCAUCUUAUCCAGGGAUUCAGAAAGAACUAUUACACAAGGAGAGGAUGCAUGCAGGAUCAACCCUUGAAACGAAUAAUUGUCUGAUCCAGUUCUAAGUAGUGAAGUGUUACUUUGGCAUCUUCCAAAACUGAGAUAGGGGUGCAUAAUUGAGAUAUCUUAUAUGAUAUCUGUUUUUGAAAUAAUCCCCUGCUCUUAAACCUAUGAAAUUCAUGAAAUUUCUUUUGAUUCAUUCCUAAAAUUUCUUUUGAUUCAUUCCUGAAUGUUUGACUUCAUUCCUGACUGUUUGACUUCAUGUUUUGUGAAUUGUUUUAUGAUGUAAUGGAGAAAAUAAUUCUUACAAAAAAUGUGGAGAAACAUUGGAGAGACCAAAGCUAGCAAAUCGGAUUUCUUGACUGUAGAACAUUAGGAAACGUAUGAAACCUUGAUCAAAUGAACAUAAUCCAUGAGUUGUAGUUCUUUUAUGAUGAAUGGAGUGACAUCUUACUAUGUGAAGUCUGUACUCAGACUCUCAGAGACCUGUCAAAAUGCAGCCUGAUUGUUGGGCCCCCCUCUGUGGAUAAUGCAGUGUGCAUCUAUGCAGUGUGGUUUGGAAUAAAACUGAAGGUUGUGUGCUUUUAUAGCUUUCAAUGUUUAUGGGUCCAAAAUAUAAGCAUUUGUGGUUUAUAAACAUUAGGUAUGACAUCCUAUGGGCAUCAUUUAGAGCUCCACGUAUCGGUACAAGAGGAGAUUUGAGCAUUGCACAUCGUAUGUACAUAUAGAUGCACAAAUAUUACUUAGAAGUAGAAAAAUAUUAUAUCAAAAAGUGGUGUUGAAAAGAGAACAUGAAUGUUUGUUCUUUGUACAUUUUUUUCCUUUUCUUCUUCAGAGUUUCCUUUUUGGGAUGGUAAACAAGUUUCUAUUAGAUCCUAUUUUGUAUAUUUUCCUGUAAGUAUUUCAUUUUCUUAUUCUCAGUAGGUGUUGAAAUAUCCACAGGUUUUCUCUGCUGCCAAAGCUUUCAGAAGUUAAUAUAUGCAUGGUUCUAUUAUUGUCCUGCCAUUUAAUCCAUUGACAACUGAGUUAAAUGAUACUUAGAUUGAAAGUCAUUUGAAAGUCAUUUGAAAUGCGCAUUAGAAGAAAAUUAAUUACAUGUAGAGACCAAUGGGAUAACAUACCACUGCCUAAAACUGCACUAAAGUCGUUUGGGGCUUGAACAUGAUACACACACAGAUUUCCUGAUACUCCUCCUAUUGCUCUUACAUACUAAAUAAUCAUCAGGUGAAUGUUAGGUAGUCUGUAGUCUGUUUGUCUGUCUGUCUAUCUGUCUUGGUUUCCAUGUGAUCAUCAGUUAUAUGAUAUAUUCAUUACAUUCAGUACAUGUACAACAUGACAUAGCGAUGGAAUGACAGACAACAUCCGUCUUGAAGUGAAACAUUGAAUGACUCAUUUGCAUUCAUGUCCAAUUAUCUCUCUACCAUUCCUGUCUGUAUAUUUCCCCAUUGUCUGCUCUGUUCUCAUUGUGUAUCAGUUAACCGUUUAACCCUGUCUUGGUGUACCAUGCACAAGCACUAAAUCAAUUACUGCCAUUGUUAUUUUCUUGCUGAAUUUAUGAGUAAUGACAUGUAGGAAAGAUGUCAUCUCAGGUAACUAGAAGAAAUUUUGAACCCAUAUUUUAUGUUACCGCUCGCCCUCUCAAUCAUUCUUAUUUUGAAAGGAAAAUAUGUUUAGUCCUGUCUUAAUUGCAUGAGUUCAUGAUGUACAUGAACAAGAAGUGAAUACUCUGUUAAAUCUUGUUAUUUCAGAUAUCUGUUGUGUUUUGCCAAAGAGGAUACUUCACUCUGAUGUUCAUAAAAUUGUCCAAAUUGGAAAAAAGAGUGAUAAUGCAAUACUACUACAUCAUUUAGUAUGGGAGAACAUGAUUCCAUUCAUAUUUGGUUAAAACUUUGUCUGUAUGAGGUUGUUUACAAUUUGAGUAAACUUGAAUAAAUUGAAUUGAAUAGAGUGAACAAUGCUAACAUUGUAGAAUUAUAACGGAAGUCUGUAUUUACAGUCUUGAUAAGUUAGAUCUUCAAUGAAUUAGUGGAUCAAUGUGCUGUACAUACACAUAGAUUCAUGAGGACAGUUAAUUCAGUAUCUGUGUUUGGUAUCUGAAUAGUGCCUUUGUAAGAGAAUACAGGUAACAUGUAAGAUAUACUGUUGUUGGAGUCCUUUUAUAAAGACAGUAUGGAUAUAUUCUCUACAAUGUAAAUCUACUUCAACUUUGUUAAAAUAUCGUCACCAGUCACAGUGCCUUGGUGCAGUAUUUGUUCUUUAACCUUUUUGUGCGAGGUAUUUUAUUAGAAUUUUGUUUUUCUUUCUAUCAAUCCCUUAUUGCUCUGUCUAUAGAUAGUUCCAUUACCUGGUAUAUAUAUAUAUAUAUGUAUAAAGUCACUCUUUCUUUACAAAGCAGUUUAUUUUGUGAAAGAAAGGGCAUUUGCAUUGUUGAUUUUAUUCCAAUCUGUAUGCAGGCCAUUUUUGAAUUGUCUUUAAGGAUGUAUGUAUCCGAUAACAAGCUACAUGUACUAGCUUGUAGAAGAGAGAUAUUUUCGUAGAAACAAGACAAAAAGAGUCUAUGUAAGUGCACAUACAUGAAUUUUGUUUGAAAG
Strongylocentrotus purpuratus (purple sea urchin) is the source of this 3182-nucleotide messenger RNA. RefSeq lists its product as uncharacterized. The record is from RefSeq and is a predicted model, not a curated record. Lineage: Eukaryota; Metazoa; Echinodermata; Echinoidea; Camarodonta; Strongylocentrotidae. The coding region runs from base 32 to 535 and encodes 167 amino acids. The transcript has 5 exons.